GCCGUCGGCUGCGGAGAGGUAUCGGCCGGGGAGGACUCUCUUGUUCGCCAUGAGGCCCACCAAAGUGGUGCCGUGGCGGCGGCUGGUUGGGGUCUCCUUUGGGAUGUACACGGCCGAGGAGAUCAGGAAACUGAGUGUGAAACAGAUCACCAAUGCUCAGUAUUUGGACAGUGUGGGGAAUCCAGCUGCUAACGGGCUGUACGACCUGGCUUUGGGCCCUCCCAACUCCAGAGAAGUGUGUGCAACCUGCAUGCAGAGCUUCAGCAACUGCCCCGGGCAUUUUGGCCACAUAGAGCUGCCACUGACUGUCUACAAUCCUCUCUUCUUUGAUAAAUUGUUCCUCCUGAUCCGAGGCUCCUGUUUGAACUGCCACAUGCUGACCUGCACCCGAGCUGUGGUGCACCUGCUGCUGAGCCAGCUGAAGGUUCUGGAGAAGGGCUUGCUUCAUGCUGUCCACGAUCUGGAGGUCAUUCUGAACAGGUUUUUAGAGCAGUGUGCAGAUGCAACGAGCUCAGAAAUCGAAGAAGAGUUAAAUCAGCACGUUCAGGAAAUGCUGGAGAGCCACCAGCUAAGGGAUCAGUGCUCAAAUGUCAAAAAUGUUUGUGAGUGUAGGAAUAAACUGAUAGCAGAGUUCUGGAAAACACACAUGAGUUCCAAGAAAUGCCCACACUGCAAAUCCAGGAGAUCCUUGGUGCGGAAGGAGCACAACAGCAAGCUGACAGUGACCUACCCCUCUGCAGUCUACUCCAAGGCAGGGGACAAAGGCCUGGAUGAGCCUGCAGCUCUUGAUGACAGCCAGCUGGGGAAGAGAGGCUACCUGACCCCCAUCACUGCCAAGCAGUACAUCAUGGCUCUGUGGAAGAAUGAAGGUUUCUUUUUGCGCUAUCUCUUCCCUGGGAUGGAUCCCCAGGAGAGUUCAGGAUUCAGUCCAGACAUGUUCUUUUUAGAUCUACUUGUGGUUCCACCCUCAAGGUACCGGCCCAUGAACCGCCUGGGGGAGCGGCUGUUCACCAACGGCCAGACCGUCAACCUGCUGGCCGUGCUCAGGGACGCCCAGCUGCUGCAGAGGCUGCUGCUGUGCAUGGCCAGAGAGCAGUGCCAGCCGCUGAAGCUCCCGCAGGAGGUACAGGCGAAGGCCGGAGAGAGCGGUGAGGCUCUGGACCGUUCCGUCCUGGCGACGAUUCCAGGCCAGAGCCUUGCGGAUAAGCUGUACAACGCCUGGAUUCGGCUCCAGAGCCACGUCAACAUCGUGUUUGACAGUGACAUGGACAAGCUGGCGACGGAGAAGUACCCUGGCAUCCGGCAGCUGCUGGAGAAGAAGGAGGGACUGUUCCGCAAGCACAUGAUGGGCAAGCGCGUGGACUUCGCCGCCCGCUCUGUCAUCUGCCCCGACAUGUACAUUGGCACCAACGAGAUUGGCAUCCCCAUGGUAUUUGCUACCAAACUGACUUACCCUCAGCCAGUCACCCCCUGGAAUGUCAAAGAGCUGAGGCAGGCUGUCAUCAAUGGCCCAAAGGCUCACCCUGGGGCCUCCAUGGUCAUCAAUGAAGAUGGAUCUCGCACAGUGCUGAGCGCCACCAGCCUGACCCAGAGGGAAGCCAUAGCUAAGCAGCUCCUCACUCCUUCCUCAGGUGCUGCCCAGUCAGGCCUGAAGAUUGUGUGUCGGCACAUCCGGAACGGGGACGUGCUGCUGCUGAACCGGCAGCCCACGCUGCACAGGCCCUCCAUCCAGGCGCACCGUGCCCGCAUCCUGCCCGGGGAGAAGGUGCUGCGGCUGCACUACGCCAACUGCAAGGCCUACAAUGCCGACUUCGACGGCGAUGAGAUGAACGCCCACUUCCCCCAGAGCGAGCUGGGCAGGGCAGAAGCCUACACCUUGGCCUGCACUGAUGAGCAGUAUCUGGUUCCAAAGGACGGGAAGCCACUUCCCGGCUUGAUCCAGGACCACAUGAUUUCUGGGGUCAGCAUGACCAUCCGGGGCUGCUGCUUCACCAGGGAGCAGUACAUGGAGCUGGUUUACAGAGGGCUCACAGACAAGACAGGAAGAAUUAAAACCUUUCCUCCAGCCAUCAUGAAACCACAGCGCUUGUGGACAGGAAAGCAGGUUGUCUCCACCUUGUUAAUUAACAUCAUCCCAGAAGACCAGAUCCCGCUGAAUUUGACUGGGAAGGCUAAGAUUGGGGGAAGAGCCUGGGUAAAGGGACCUGCAAACAAAUGUCUGAAGCUGGACUCCAUGUGUGAAUCUCAGGUUGUUAUUAGAAAUGGGGAGUUGCUGUGUGGAGUCCUGGACAAAGCUCACUUUGGCAGCUCUGCCUACGGCCUGGUCCACUGCUGCUAUGAGAUCUAUGGGGGUGCCACCAGCGGGAAGGUGCUGACGUGCCUGGGCCGGCUCUUCACUGCCUACCUGCAGCUCUACAGGGGUUUCACACUGGGGAUUGAAGAUAUCUUGGUUAAGCCUGAAGCAGAUGAGAAAAGAGACAAAAUCAUUGAGCGGUCACGGCAGGGUGGUGUUGGGGCUGUUAGAGCUGCUCUUAAUUUGCCAGAAGCAGCUUUGUGUGAGGAGGUGCAGGGGAAAUGGCAGGAUGCCCAUCUCUGCAAAGACCAGAGGGACUUCAACAUGGUUGAUCUGAAGUUCAAGGAGGAAGUGAACAGUUACAACAAUGAAGUUAACAAGGUUUGCAUGCCCCAUGGCCUCCACAGGAGCUUUCCAGAGAACAACUUGCAGCUGAUGGUGCAGUCAGGCGCCAAAGGAUCCACUGUGAACACAAUGCAGAUUUCCUGUUUGCUGGGCCAGAUCGAGUUGGAAGGCCGCAGGCCCCCACUGAUGGCAUCUGGCAAAUCGCUGCCCUGCUUCCAGCCUUACGACUUCUCCCCUAGCUCAGGAGGGUUUGUGACUGGCAGGUUCCUCACUGGGAUCAAACCUUCUGAGUUCUUCUUCCACUGCAUGGCUGGCAGGGAAGGUCUUGUGGAUACAGCUGUCAAAACCAGCCGGUCUGGCUACCUGCAGAGGUGCAUCAUCAAACAUUUGGAAGGGCUGGUGGUUCAGUAUGACCUGACCGUACGAGACAGUGAUGGCAGUGUGGUGCAGUUCCUGUAUGGAGAGGAUGGGCUUGACAUCCCUAAAACCCAGUUCCUACAGCCUGAGCAGUUUCCUUUCAUUGCAGACAACUAUGAGGUAAUCCAGAAGACAAACCAUCUGGAUGAAGCUUUAGCAAGGAUGGAGUCUCACCGAGCUAACCAGCAGUUCAAAGCCAUCAAGAAGUGGCAAGCCAGGCACCAAAACUCUGGGCAAAGACAAGGAGGCUUCCUCACCUUUUCCCAGAAGAAACUGGCAAGUGUGAAAGCACAGAUUCCAGAAGGAGAAAUCAAAAAUGGGAGAGAUCCAGUGACCUUGCAGUUGCUGAAGAUGUGGUAUGAGUUAGAUGAGAAGAAACGAAGUAAGUACCUGAAGAAGGCAGCCAGGUGUCCCGACCCAAGCCUUGGGCUCUGGCGUCCGGACACUCACUUUGCAUCUGUGUCAGAGACCUUUGAGAAGGGAGUUGCAGAUUAUGUCAGCAAGUGGGAAUCUGAAGGCAAACGAAGCUGUGUGCACCCAGCACUUCCUUCAUACAGGCUGAAGGACUUGCUGUAUUUGAAGUGGCAGCGAUCUCUUUGUGACCCAGGAGAAGCUGUGGGGCUUCUUGCAGCUCAGAGCAUUGGGGAGCCUUCCACCCAGAUGACUCUGAACACCUUUCAUUUUGCUGGCAGAGGUGAAAUGAAUGUCACACUGGGUAUCCCAAGGCUGAGGGAAAUACUGCUGGUGGCUGGUGCCAACAUCAAAACACCAACCAUGAGUGUUCCUGUGUUCAAUACCAAGAAAGCUCUCAAGAAGGUGAAGCAGCUCAAGAAACAGCUCACAAGGGUGUGCUUAGCUGAGGUCCUGCAGAAGGUGGAGAUCGAGGAGUCGCUGCGCAUGCAGUGCGAGCAGGACCGGCAUCGCCUCUGCAAGGUCCGCUUCCACUUCCUGCCCCACCACUGCUACCGCGAGGAGAAGAGUGUGAAGCCCAGGCAGAUCUUGCACUUCAUGGAGACAAGGUUCUUUAAGUUGCUUCUGGAUGCAAUUAAAAAGAAGAGUGCCAAGAUGGAAUCUUUUACUGCAGUCAGUGCUUGGAGGGCAACUCACAAAGAUGUAGACAGUGACCAAGACAAGAGCCUUCAUGAAGCUCCAGCAGAGGAAGAGGAGAACAUUGUUGAUGCAGAUCCUGAUGAAGGGGAUGGUGAUGCUACAGAAGCCAAACGGAGGAAGAAGCAGGAAGAGGAGGUUGAUUAUGAGAGUGAAGAAGAGAAAGAAGAAGAAAACAUGGAUGAGAAUCUGGAAGGUGAAGAGGCUGAGUCGGAAGAAGAAGAGCGGCCUCCUGGAGCCGAGGAUGAGAGCGCGGCGGCUGGCGCGGCGUGGCUCCUGCCCCCGGCGUCUCAGGCCAGAAGGGAGAGAGGUCGCUGGGCUCAGUCUGCAGAGCUGCGAGUGAAUGCUGUGCUGGAGAGCCACCCCUCCAUCCAGGGCUACAGCUUUGACACUGAGAAUGACCUGUGGUGCGAGGUCUCCCUGAGACUGCCCCUGCUGAAGGUGUACUUCGACCUGAGCUCGCUGCUGGCCUCGCUGGCGCGGAGCACCGUGAUUCACGAAGUGAAGGGCAUCACACGCUGCCUGCUGCAGGAGGGCACCGCCCGGCACGGAGGGAAGGAGCUGGUCCUCCACACAGAGGGCAUCAACCUCUCCGAGCUCUUCAGAUACUCUGAUAUUUUAGACCUCAACAGACUGUACUCCAAUGAUAUCCAUGCCAUGGCCAAGAACUAUGGGAUUGAGACUGCCCUGAGGGUGAUCAUAAAGGAAAUUAAGGAUGUGUUUGCUGUGUAUGGCAUCGCGGUGGACCCGCGGCACCUCUCGCUGGUGGCCGAUUACAUGUGCUUCGAGGGCUGCUACCGCCCCCUCAGCCGCCUCGGCAUCCAGUCCAGCGCCUCCCCCCUGCAGCAGAUGACCUUUGAAACCAGCUACAAGUUCCUGAAGGAGGCGACAAUGAUGGGAGCCCAUGAUGAACUGAGAUCCCCUUCUGCUUGCCUGGUGGUUGGAAAGGUGGUUAAAGGAGGCACUGGCUUGUUUGACCUGAAGCAGCCCCUCAGGUAGAGCUCUGGGUGCAACUGCAGGGCUCUGGCUGCAGCGCUCAUCACGAGAUGCCUGUGCUCUGCAGCUCUGCAGCAGGGGCACACACUGUGUCCCCUUCCUUCAGCCCACAGCUUUGUCCAUCUGCACACUUGGUAGGCCUCAUGGAUCUGCUGGGACUGCCUGCACCUGCAGGAGCUGUGCUGCAGCCCAGAGCAGCAUUUGUCUACUGUUCAUUAAUGUAAAAAAAGAGAUUUUUUAUUUCCAGAGGAGAGAAGAGGAAAGGAGCAGAUCAAGGAGAGCCCCUGGGGCUCAGACAGGCUGUGCAGCAACUGCAGCAGAAUCUCUUUGUGUGUCUGAGCUCUGUGGGGCAGAACCCCACCCAGCUGGGCAGUGCCAGCUGCCACACCAUUGUUAGGUGACAAAUCUGUACUGAACUGGCAGCCAGAGCCCAGGGCUGUAGCUGGGCAGCACUGUGCUGAACUUCUGUCAGUGCCUGAGGCACAGCUGCUGCUGCUGCUGCUGCUGCUGCACCUGGGGGUGCUGCUGUGGCUUCAGAACUGCAUUUGCCUGUCCUGCUGCAUCAGUGAUUAACAGUGAUGUGUCUGUGAGACAACUGAGACAUUUCUUCACCAGCCAGUGCUGGAAUCCAGAGUUUCCCUGGUUUCUGCAGGCACUUUGCAGUGCCUGUGGGACAGGUCUCUGGCAUCUGCUAACCAGUCAUUCCUGAAGUGGCAACAUCAGCUGCUGGGAGAGUGGCUACACAAGAGCCUCCUGCUGCAAUCACUAAAGCAGAUUUGCCAACUCUUUUUGCUUACCUUUGCUAUAUCAAAGAGGAUAUUUAAUAAAGGACACUGCAGAGACACUCUUGAGGCCUUGCUGUG
Dryobates pubescens (Downy woodpecker) is the source of this 6021-nucleotide messenger RNA. RefSeq names its product RNA polymerase I subunit A (gene POLR1A). Gene Ontology annotation, biological process: DNA-templated transcription. Bases 50 to 5161 code for a protein of 1703 amino acids. The record is from RefSeq and is a predicted model, not a curated record. Gene Ontology annotation, molecular function: DNA-directed RNA polymerase activity; DNA binding. Lineage: Eukaryota; Metazoa; Chordata; Aves; Piciformes; Picidae. Gene Ontology annotation, cellular component: RNA polymerase I complex. The transcript has 34 exons.